AUGGAGGCGAUGAUUGCUGCUCAAAAGGAGCUAUUCGGUCGGAUCGGCCGAACCCUAGAGAAUCUAAAGAAGACAGAGGCCGCCAAAAUAACGAGCCCGCUGAUUGACACCACGCUCGCGCUACUUGAUCAAAAGUGGGAAAAGAAGACGGCCCUGCUUGAGCUCCAAGAAACGCUGGCUGCCAGUAAGACCGAACCUGCGCGCGCUGCCAAUGAUCACGCGGUCGACCACGUGACUCCACCCCCGCGCACGACCUUACCACGUAUUCAACUGCCAAACUUUUCCGGCAAUUACGAGGAUUGGCCAGCCUUCCGAGAUCUGUUCGUCUCCCUCAUAACGAAGGAUCCUCUUAUUUUAGAUGUCACUCGACUACACUAUCUCAAGGCGAGUUUACGAGGAGAAGCCGACAUGUUGGUACGAAACCUCCCGACCACGGACGAAAACUUUCGUCGCGCGUGGCAAAUCCUCGUGAACUAUUACGAGAACACUCGCCUUUUGGUACGGUCAUACUAUGCCGCAUUCACGGCCCUACCAAAAAUGAAAAGCGAGUCCGCGGCUGAAUUGCGCAAGGUAUUCUACUGCGUCACCGGUACCGUCGGAGCCCUGGAGAGUAUCGGCCGACCAGUGAACAACAGUGAGGAUCUAUUCGUGCACCUCACCAUCGAAUUACUGGACCCCCGAUCACGACGCAAAUGGGAGAACUCAGUGAGCGCCACCUCCGAACCAGCGUCGUAUUCCGACUUACGACAGUUCUUGGAGCGCCGACUUCAUACUCUGGAAGCACUUCAACCUGCAAGGGCGGAAGAACCUUCCGCCAAGACGAAUGAUCGGAGCAAUCGAUCCGCUCGCUCGCAUUAUGCCCAACAGGACUCCGCAAAAAGAGAAAGAGGUCGUUGUCCGAUGUGCCACCAAGACCACUACUUGCUGCUCUGUGACGAAUUUCGGAAGAAGACCGCCGUGGAGAAAAAGCGCUUCAUGGAGGAAGGCAACUUAUGCCUCAAUUGCUUAGGCAAGCACAAGGCUAGUGACUGCCCAUCGAGGCGCAGUUGUGCCGCCUGUUACGAGCGUCAUCACACAACUAUCCACGAUGCCUAUCGCGCGCCUGCGAUCGAAACGAACCUAGAGACAGCGAAUCCUCCGAGGACAUCCCACGCUGCGCGUCGACCAGUCGAAGAACCAGUAGCCGUGCUCCUUGCCACGGCGCGAGUCAAGGUACGAGACUGCGGCGGUGAACUGCACUCCGCUCGGGCGCUAAUAGAUCAAGGAUCAGAGAUCUCCAUCGUGACUGAGGCCCUCGCGCAACGAUUGCGGCUCAAGCGAACAAGAACGUCGGUUGCGGUAUUCGUUGUGGGCGGCCAGCAGACAGGAGUCGCGAGAGGGCAACUAUCCUUGCAGAUUACUCCCCGAGACGGGGUUAGCGAUCUAGUGGUGCCCGCAAUCGUGCUUCCUCGCUUGACCCUCUACGCCGGUGUCACGAGUGUCGCGGUGAAGGAAUGGCCGCACCUCCAAGGCCUCGAAUUAGCCGACCCUGAAUUUGCCGCGGCGGGGGACAUUGAUAUUCUGCUGGGUGCCGAGGUCUACGCGAACAUCCUCGGUGCUGGCGUCCGAAAGGGAGGAUUACGAGAUCCCGUCGCGCAGCAGACUUCUCUCGGCUGGAUCGUGUUCGGUACCGUUGGCACGAGCGCUUCCCACGCCGCGACCUUGCUGCAUCAGUGUUCAGUAAGUGAGCCCUUAUCGGCUCUAGUCCGAAAAUUCUGGGAACAAGAAGAGGCCCCAUCGUCUGGCCGAGUUCUAACCCCCGAAGAGCAAGACUGCGAAAACUUCUUCGUGAACACGCAUUCUCGAACUCGCGAGGGCCGCUAUGUGGUACGCCUACCUGUGGUCCCCUCGCUCCCAGACCUCUCGGGAACGAGAGCCGCCUCCAUUCGGAUGCUCCUCCACAUGGAACGGAGGUUCGAAAGAGAUACCCAACUACAAGUUAUGUAUAAAAGCUUCCUGCAAGAAUACGAGACCUUGGGACACAUGACUCGCGUCGGCCCCACAGGAGAGCAUGAGAAGCGAGCGUGCUACCUGCCUCAUCACGGAGUACUCCGAGAAGCCAGCACUACGACUAAAUUGCGAGUCGUUUUCAACGGCUCUCUUACGAUCGCCGACGGCAGGUCCUUAAACCAACAAUUCUUGCUGAGUUCGAAUUUACUCCCCUCGUUAGCGGACCUCUUGCUUCGAUGGAGGAGACAUCGGUACGUAUUCGCGGCCGAUAUUGAAAAGAUGUACCGCCAGAUUCUAGUACAUCCCUCUGAUCGCGAUCUACAAAGAAUAGUAUGGAGAACGAAUAGGUGUGACCCCGUCACUGAAUAUCAGUUGAAUACUGUAACGUAUGGGUUAGCCUGUGCUCCGUUCCUCGCCAUUCGGACGCUACACCAACUCGCGGAGGAUGAGCGACCGCGAUUCCCUAUCGGAUCCACAAUUCUCAAACGAGACGUCUACAUGGACGACGUCCUUUCGGGAGCAGACACCCUAGUUCAAGCUCGAGAUCUACAACGCCAACUCAUGGAACUCUGCAUGGCGGGCGGAUUCCCUCUGAAAAAGUGGGCAUCAAAUGACUCGAGCAUUCUCCAAGACAUGCCCGAGGAGAAUCUGGCGCAACCGAAUGGUCGGACUUGGCUGCCGCACGAGAGUCAUUCGACACUGGGUCUUCAUUGGCACCCUCAGUCCGACACCUUCACCUUCACGAUUCCGUCUAUCGAGGCAAAACCAAUAACGAAAAGAUCGGCCCUUUCUCAAGCCGCGCAACUAUUUGAUCUGCUCGGAUGGUUAGCCCCAGUCACAGUUCGCGCAAAGAUAUUUAUUCAGGCCACGUGGCUGAAGGGGUUAGAGUGGGACACGCCGCUGCCCCCUGAGGAUGGCGAAUACUGGAGAGCCUUCCUCACCGACUGGCCACAGCUCACUAAGGUCCGAGUCCCUCGCUGGUGUCACUGGUCAACCAUAACCCCCGUGGUGGAGUUGCAUGGAUUCGCCGAUGCUUCUGAGAGCGCGUACGCCGCCGUGGUGUACCUGCGGACGAAAGGAAACCCUGACGACCCCGAAUGGACGACAACUCUCGUGACGGCUAAGACGAAGGUCGCCCCCUUAAAACAAAUAUCUUUACCUCGAUUGGAGCUGAGUGCCGCUACCUUAUUGGUACGAGUGAUACAUCACGUUCAGGCAACUCUCGACCUUACCCAAAGGCCGACUCACUUGUGGUCCGAUUCGACGGUUACCUUGGGCUGGAUUCGAGGACACCCUUCGCGAUGGACGACAUACGUCGCCAAUAGAGUCUCAGAAAUCCAGACCACGCUUGUCGACGCUCACUGGCAUCAUGUGACCAGCCAAGAUAACCCCGCCGAUUGCGCCUCGCGCGGAGUCUCACCGGGCGAGCUCGCGUCCCAUCCCUUGUGGUGGCACGGACCAGGUUGGCUCUCUAUCGAGAAUGAGCCUUGGCGCUCUGAAACUGAGCAAAGAGAGACGGAACUCCCCGAGCAGCGCACGAGAACGCACCUAGUUCAAGGUCAGGACGAGGAGCCCGAAAUUUUCGUUCGCUACUCGUCUCUCCAACGGCUUCUUCGGAUCACAGCCUGGUGUCGACGAUGGUUAAUGGGGCAGCGACGUGACCCUGGGCAACCCCGCGAGCCUCUAACCUUGGCGUGCAAAGAGUUGGAUCAGAGCCUGGACGGCUGGAUCCGGGUCGUCCAGAGAGGAAGGCUGUCCCAAGAAAUCAACCAAGUACAAAAGGGCCGGACUCUCAGCAAGAGCAACUCCCUUGCCAAACUUAAUCCCUUUGUGGACGAGCAGGGAAUCUUACGGGUGGGAGGCCGGAUGAAACACUCCCUCCUACCCUUCGAUGAAAAGCAUCCUAUUAUUUUGCCUAAACGGUCACAUUUUACUAAUCUGAUUAUUCAGUCCUGUCAUCGCCGCACUCUCCACGGAGGUGUGCAGCAGACUUUGGGUCUCCUUCGGCAGCGCUAUUGGAUCCCCUGCGGUAGAGCGGUGGUCAAGGGACAUAUCCACCGUUGCCUCCCGUGCCUGCGAUGGCGGGCGGCCUCGCCCCAACCACUCAUGAGCAACCUCCCGGGACCGCGAGUAACCCCCUCACGGCCAUUCCAGCACACAGGGGUAGAUUAUGCCGGGCCGAUCCUGCUGCGCUGUUCCAAGGGGCGAGGCCAGAAAUCCAUCAAGGCCUUCAUCGCAGUCUUCGUCUGCUUCAGCACCAAGGCGGUACACUUGGAAGUCGUCACCGAUUAUACUGCAGAGGCCUUCCUAGCGGCCUUUCGACGAUUCGUCUCUCGUCGAGGCUUAUGCGAGGUAAUGUACAGUGAUUGCGGUACUAACUUUGUGAGCGCUGAGGCAGAACUUCGAAAGCUCUUCGCGGCCAGCGGACGUGAGGCGCAGCGCAUAUGUACGGCCUUGGCAGAGGAGCGAGUGCGGUGGAGGUUCAACCCACCUUCCGCACCUCACUUCGGCGGCCUCUGGGAGGCGGCGGUGAAGUCUCUUAAGCACCACCUGCGCCGAGUGAUCGGAGACUCCAAGUUAACAUACGAGGAAAUGUCCACCUUCCUCUCGCAAACCGAGGCCUGUCUAAAUUCAAGGCCACUGCAACCCUUGACCGACGAUCCUGAGGACCUAACUGCAUUAACCCCGGGCCACUUCUUGGUGGGAGCAGCCCUCUUAUCGGUACCAGAGCCUACUCUCGUUGACGUGCCUGUCAAUCGCCUCUCCCGUUGGCAGCAGGUACAACAAAUGCGGGAGCAUUUUUGGAACCGGUGGUCUCAGGAGUACCUUCAUAGCCUAGCAGCACGCCCCAAGUGGUGGAAGGAAAGCUCAGCGCCGAAGGUGGGGCAACUGUGCCUCGUACGCAACGAGGUGACACCGCCCACGCGAUGGCCAUUAGCUAGGAUUACUGCUCUGCAGCAUGGCGACGGUGACCGCGUAAGAGUGGUAACUGUAAAAACGGCCACGUCCGAGAUAACGCGACCCCUCGUGAAACUCGUUCUCCUCCCUGCCGAGUCGUCAGAAGACUCGCAACAGCCCAACUGCCCUACCGGUACCGCCAUGGUCAAUCUCGUUCGUCCGCUCCACGGAACGAGGCGGGCGGGAUGUUCGGAUUCGACGCAAGAAUUCGAACUUUAA
Molecule: messenger RNA, 5166 nt
Organism: Wasmannia auropunctata (little fire ant)
Lineage: Eukaryota; Metazoa; Arthropoda; Insecta; Hymenoptera; Formicidae
Exons: 2
Coding region: 1-5166 (1721 amino acids)
Biological process (GO): DNA integration
Molecular function (GO): nucleic acid binding
Source: RefSeq, a predicted model, not a curated record